Paramuricea clavata is the source of this 435-nucleotide messenger RNA. The record is from the annotation of a GenBank genome assembly. Lineage: Eukaryota; Metazoa; Cnidaria; Anthozoa; Malacalcyonacea; Plexauridae.
AUGAAUCGCCGAGAUUAUCUCAAGAAGAAAGCUAUUAAGACAAACUCAACUGCAUGCCACAAUGCUUACAAAAGUCUUCGCAAUGAGAUUAACAAAAAAAUUAUGUAUGCAAAGCGAGAUUAUUACACAAACUGUGUUGACAGAAACAGAAAUAAUACAAAGCAAAUGUGGAAACAUAUUAAUCAGUUAGUUAAUAAAAAUUCUAGAUCAACAAAUAUAUCAGUACUACAAAUAGACGAACAGGUUAUUACUGAAAAUGAAACUAUAGCAGAUUUGUUCAAUGAAUAUUUUACUGAUAUAGGACCAAAUCUGUCGAACCAGAUCACGGAAACUAACACUGAUUUUAAACGUUAUAUGAAAUUUAAAACUCAACAUAAGUUCAAUUUCGAAAACAUUAAUAUCAAUGAAGUGUUAAAUGCACUUGAGAAAUUUUAA